AAUUGUGAGAAAAAAGUCUGAAUUGUGAGAUAUAAACUUGUAAUUGCGAGAAAACUCAGAAUUGUGAGAAAAAAGUGAAUUGUGAUAUAAAUUCGUAAUUGCGAGAAAAAAGUCUGAAUUGCGAGAAAGCUCCUAAUUGCAAGAAAAGGUCUAAAUUGAGAGACAUCAAUUCUUAAUUGCAAGAAAAAGUCAGAAUUGUGAGAUAAAAAGUCGGAAACAAGCUUCCAUAAAAAGACAGUAAUUGUGGUGGAUUAUUUGGUUUACUCUUUAUUAGGGAACACUUAGAGUGUUAAAUCGUAUUCAGUCACUCAUUGAUGAAACAUCAGAGGAAUUCAUCAGUGUAAAUAUUUCAGAGUUAUUUUAGGAAUUAUUCCUAAAUUGUUAUCCUUAAUUCAAUGUGAUAAUUACGUAAGAAAUUCAUUCUUCUUGUGUUUCGUGAACAAAAGUGGAGCCCUAUCAAACAGAUCACUGAUUAUAUCAGAUUCAUUAAUAAAAUCUUUGAUUUGAAUAUUUCUGGAGCACUCGAACAAAUGGGUUUUUGUACUUUUUAUUUAUUGGUAAAAACUGUAUAUAAUAUUUAGUAUUAAAUAUGAAGUACCUCAUCAGUGGAAUAUACCAACCCGUACCUGCGCAGGUGAAGAUACCUGUUUACUGAGUUUAGAUUUCAGUCAUUUGUUUUUAUAAUGCCUGAAAUUAUCAUGUCACGGCAACCCUUCAAUAAAAAAAAGAAUUAAUUAAUAUAAAAUAGUAUUAAGACAAUAAGGUCCUAUUUGUUUACAUUAGUUAAUGCAUUAACUAACAUGAACACUAUAUAUUAACAUAUAACAUGAACACUACUGUGUUUAACGAAUAAAACCUUAUUGUAAAAUUUAUAAUUAAUAUAUAAUAAAAUGUAUUAAAUAAUAAUUAUUGUUUUUAUGCUGCAUGGUGUACAACUGGCUGGUUUUAUGUGACUUAGUGUGAUUGUUUUAGGAGUGUUUUUGACACGUACAACUCCAGGUUCCUUUAAUAACUGUAUGUGAAAACAACUCAAAAGUAUAUAGUCAGACUUUUUACCCUGUUAUGAUCAUCAGAUCUCUGUAUAUAUUUUAGAAAUAUGUUUAGGAACCGCCAUACAGUCUUGUUAAACUUCAUUCUGUGGUUCUCUACAUUUAUACACAUGUUUUGCUAAGAAAUGUUCAUUUUUUUGUUAAAUCUGCUAGUAUCAUAAAGUUGUUAAUGUGUUUUUGCCUGAGUUGGUGGUUAAAAAUGUCAGUUAUUGCAUUUAUCUGUGUUUCUUGGACACAAGAUGUGAAUUAUUAUGAAUGAGGUCAAGUGGGAAAUUUAUAACCUGUAUAUACAUUUCAUUUGUUUAUGAAUCUGGUUUAGAGAAAUUCUCUUUCAGUGAAGUAUUAAUAUACUGCUCAGUUGAGUGAUAUUACAUAAUGUCAGUUAUAUGAUAUACGAGCGCAGAGAACCUCGUGUGUAAUAAAUACUGUUAUGAAUCAUGGCGGCGCCACUUCCUCCUCUUGAAAAAGUUUGAAACUUAAGUUUGCAUGCUUGAUGGGAUUUAGUGUUUAGAAUCAGUGCUGGACUUACUGGUUUUAAUUAUAAUGUUGCAUAUGUUCUCAUCAAAAGCACUAAAAAACAAACAUUUUUUCUCCUAUAUCUUAGAACGAAUGUCCCAGAUGUUGCACAGAGUCUGCCAAAUGCAUAAAUGUACAUUGAUUUUUGAAUUUUGAUUACAAAGUCAUUUUCUUUAAAAUAUCAUGCACUGAGGAAUAAGAUUGUGUAUUUAAAAAGUUCUGAGUUCCUAUAAAAGUAAAAAACAAAACCAUAACCAGACUAGCAGAUACAGAGGAACCUGGUGAAAAUGACUAGAGAGUGUGUGUUGCAUAAGGCAAUCGUGGUUGCUCUUUAACUCUGGAGAGUAAGUUGAACUGCUGAACUAGGUUAAUUUAUGACUUGACCUAUAGAUGGUAAACACAUCCCACAUGUCGAAUGUGUGUGUGGGCUAAGAAUACAUGAGAGCACGAGGCAACCUGCAUAGUUUACUGAGAAAUACGUGCGUGUGUUAUCUGCAGUCUGUCUUCACAUUGUGUUGUGAGAGUCUGCAAUUGUGUUUUCAGUACUGCUUAGAUCUGAAUUUAAUGGCCAUAAACUCAAGAAAUGAGAUUUUUCUGGCCUGUGUUAGUUAUUUUGGCUGCUUUGGUUAAAAAAGUGAAGUGAAUGUGUUCACUUCUGCCCUCUGCUGGUGGAGUUCAGAUUCAUCAGACACUGGUUCAUCUUUACAUUUCAGCUUAUCUGAUUACAGUAAAUUAAAGGCAGAACAUUAAUUAUAUUCUGAAAAAUCACCUGAAUGAAUUAUAACCACACUCUAGCAAAGAUUAACCGCAGUAUAAAAUAUUAUAUACAAAAACUUGAAAUGAGGGGCAAACGUUUACAUUUCGUUUUACAUUACAUUUCACCAUUUAUAGUUUGUAAUAACAGAAAUUCAGUUAAUAUGAGCUCAUAAACCGUCAUAAUAAUACAAAAAUAAGCAAAAUGUUGUUUAAAAUAGUUUUAGAUGGACAUCGAAAUAUGAUGUCAUAGACAUGACGAGGCAUCUGUUAACGGUUAAUGGGCGGGGCAUAGACGUCACGCGACACCUGAGCCCAACUAAUUGAGAUAGCGAUCAGAAUUAGUAGUUGAACUUAUUUUUAACUUGUGUUAGACUAAUAAAGGUUUGACAUAUUGCAACUACGGUCCAGAAAGAGGGAGAGUCGACUGAACUUGCUUCUCAUCACAAAUCUUCAAAUAGGUUUGUCCUUCCAACUGAAGAAAACCAUGAAAUCUUCUACUUACAGGACCUGAAAGAGAUUUACAUGAUCAAGACACAAUGGAAGAGCCGUUCAAAGAUUCUGUAGCCGUAGACAUGGCGAACCCCCAGGAGGAGGUCUGCAACGGUGGAGCCGCCACCACCACUGAUGCAGUUGGGAAACUCGAAGGGGAGGCCACUCCAAUUAUUCCAACCGAGACAUGGAAUGUCAGCUCUCCAACUAUCACAAAGCGAUCCCUGUCACCCCUGCUAACAAUACAGGCCACCCCAGUGGUGACCCCGGCUGCUGAAUCUCCCAACGGUGUUGCCCUGAAGGUUGCUACAACUGUGCUUCAGCCAAUCUGCUUGGGGGAGAGUCCAAUGGUGUUGCCCAUCCUUGCUGGUCCAGCUGCCCCUCAAGUUGGACAAUCAGGGACAACUUCGUAUCUGAUGACUAGUCAGGGUCCUGUGUCCCUACCCCUGGUCUUGGAACAACAAGUCCUCCAACAUUUGAAUCCUCAAUUGCUUCAACAAACAGCAACUUGUCCUCUCCCGCUACAGAACAACAUCCUGUGCCAGAACCCUUCCCUUGCUCUUGGACCACCUCCAGUCCUGGACCAGAAAGGCUCAAGUCCAGUGUUGGAUACUAGUCUACUGACUCUUCUUCAGAACCCUAACUUUGCAGCAAUCUUGCAGGACCUCUUCCCUGGCCAAGGGAACUCCUCACCCACUUGCCACCAAGCCUCUUCCCCACAAGUAGACCUUGCCUCUGCGUUCCUUUCUCCUCCACCUCUCUCGCACCCCUACAUUUCUCCACUAGCCCCUCUGGUGCCUCCAGCCACCCUGCUCGUGCCCUAUCCCGUUGUGAUCCCACUUCCAGUGCCUCUUCCAAUCCCAGUGCCAAUCCCAGUCCCAGUCUCCAUGUGCAAAGACUCAAAGGUUGAGGUAGACUCCCCGAAACCAGCUUGUACUUCGAGCAAAAGCACACAGACAUCACCUAGUGACAUCUCCCCUCAUUUGACAUUAACCAGCAGGGAAAUGGCAGUAGUCCAACAACCUCUUCCCUCUUGCUCAUCCCCUGUAGUGACAGACGGAGAAGUGCUAGACUUAUCCAUAAGGGCGCCUCAACCGUCAACGCUUGUGGAUGUUCCGCAAGGGAUCCAGCCGUUUCAGCAAGACAGUGUCCUUGAUUUGUCUGUACCUAGUAUAAGAAAGACAUGCAUCCAGUCUUGUAGCACGUAUGGGCCAUUGGCCCCAGAGCGGGAUAGAGUGUGCCACAUUGGGGAUGGUGUUAGCGGUGGGGCUUUGGCUCUUGGGGUUCUUCGGCCAGUAGACUGCUCGCCAAAGAUAGAUACUAAACUGCUGAGUGGUUUAGCGUCUCUAGAGUUCAGCAGACAGCACAAGUGGGUGGUAGACAGCGGCCAUGGUAGCACAGUAGCUGGGGCAGUACAUGACUCUGCGCUCACCGGAAGCGGCAACAUCGAGAUCGUCAGCACGUCGCAGACUGCCAAAGUCAUUGUGUCUGUCAAAGACGCCAUGCCUGCCAUUUUCUGCAGCAAGUUAAAAGGAUUGUCAGGCGUUUCUACAAAGAACUUUUCCAUUAAACGUGACGCCAGCCAGGGGGGCUUCGCAACACUGCCCAGGGUCCCGGGGGAUCAGCGAGGAGAAUCAAGUGACCCGUUAAAAAAGAUCUCUAAAAACAGAGGUAUCAAACUGAAGAAAGUGAGCUCCCAGGAGAUUCAUAUACUGCCCAUAAAAAAGCAGCGACUGACAGCGUUUCUACCCAGAAAAUAACACAUGCUCUUGCUUUUAGAGUGAGAAGGGAAAACCGAGGACAAAAAGCUACUGAUGUGUAGCUACAGUGAGAAAAAAAAAUUGGUCCAAGAAAUUUAACCAGGGUAUGAUGAUGCUAAUGCAUUCCUGGCAGAAAUAAGGCCUAAAGCUUGUUCUCCAAGCUGUCCAAAUGAUUUACACGGAUGCAGGCCGCCUCUGGUCUGACAGUUUGCCAUUUAAUCCAUUCAUUAUAAAGCAAUCAGCUGAAGUCAACAGAAUAAUGCUCCAAGUAAAAGAACCAAUCUGAACAGGCCAAACUGCACUACUACUGAUAUUCUUUAGCAUUUGCAGCAUUAUUGCCAGAAUCGCUUCCCUUCCUAUGCAUUUUGAUUUUGGUCACACAUCCUCAUGAAUGAUUCAUCACACUUAAUCUGCAUUGUCAUUAAUAUGCAUGAGAUCAGUUUUGAAACCUGGCCAGCUGUCAGUGAGAAACACAACGUGCAGCACUGACAAAUUCUCCUCUUGCUAAUAUGCUUUUGCGGAACUCUUGCUCUCCCCUCGCUGUUUACACUUGGAGUGCAAGACGUUUCCCAUUUUUGGUCCUAAUGAACUGUAGAAGGGAACCGUGACCUUUUGCUUCCCUAAUCACUGUAUUAAUCAGUGGGGCAUUGGAGCGGAGCAUCCUCUUUGAAGAACAGGAGGGGUAAGCAGUUAGCAUGGCAGCCUGAUAAUGACUUGGCAAAGCGCAGACCUCAGUUUCAUUAAGUCUGAUGAUUGGAGGAAAUGGUUGUCAGUAGCAACAAAGCGUAGUCUUCAUCAUCCUCCCUUUGGGGGGCAGAAAGCCUCCCCCCACCCACCCCCAACCAAAUUAAAACUAAAUAAUCAUCAGGGGUUCGUCCCUAACGACAACAAAUCUGAGUGAAAUGGCUUAUUAAUGCUGUUUUUAUGGCCGUGGGUUCAACUGCAAGAAAUAUUUUAGGUUAUUGUCAGCCAGCUGUGUGAACAGUUUCAGUUUUAACAGUGUACAGAUUUUAAUGAUCUUUAUAGCGAUACCUACAGUGUUUUGGAUGGUGAAUUGCCGACAAUGGACCUAAAGAGUUCUAAAUGAAAUCCCUUAGCGAGCAUUAUGGUCAUUUUCUUUCCAUUCUUUAUACAUGUUACUGGUCUUAUUGUGCAAGAAUCAUCAGUGUAUGUUAUUCCACGUGUUUUGUAGUCUUUCAUAACAACGAGAUGACUUUUAUUGCCUUUCUGGGUGAUGUCAGCAAGGUUGCACAAGCAAUAGGCUAAUAUUAAGGCUAUUUAGUCAUUGUUUUAAGCUACUGUUCCAGGUAAUGCAGCCUUUAUAAAAUCUUGAUAAUAGAUAAUGCAGCAAUUUAAUGCCAAGUAACAUUACUGGAAUACAGUUUACGGCAAUAAUAAAGAAGCAUUAACAUUUGAAUAUGUGGAGAUGCUCUUCAGGGUGAACUUGACCUUCAGUCCCAGUCAAAAGGCCUCUUCAAAAGUGUAAGCUGGUGAUAUUUACAAUUAGGACUGGCUUCAUUCUCCCUCUUUUCAUGAUCAACUAAAAUUCUAAUGGGUAAAAUCAAGUGUGAACGAUUGUGAAUGCUGCUUCAAGGCACUAAAAUCUGUAUUAUUGUAGCUUUCAUGUGGUUGUGAUGUUUUCAGUUGACUGGUGGUUUGAUUGAUAGUGUGAAGGCGUGUUUCCAACCGCAGGUUUCCACCCUCUCAUUAACCUUCUGAUCAUCCCAGCCAGUUUAGUAAUCAACUUAUUAAAACAGCUGACAGACAGAUCAUAAACUGAAUACUCAAUCAGCCAAAUUUAGCCCCAUGAGCAUGUUAUAACAAACAUUUUCUCCAAGCAAAAUCUAAAUGUCUUAUUUCUUUUAAUUUUUGGGUGCAAUAUGACCUGCACAUGCUCUUGACAAUUCACCCAAAAUAUAAUUUCCGAACAAUCCUAUUCUAUAGGAAACGGUGUGUAUGUAAAAUAAUUUACUGCUAACUUUUAAAUGGCGACAGAACAUCUGCCAAAUGCAAGGGCAUCUCCACAGCGAAAUAACCAGCUUUUCGCUUUAAACGCGCUAUCUUGGCCUACGGCCAAACCAAGAUGGGUCUAAUUUGGUCACUGAUGAAGAUUUCAUGUUACAUUGAGUACCAGUAUGAUGAAUUGGCUCACAUGAGAUUUUCCUUCAAGCCACUUUCAGCAGAAUUGAAAGAAACACACCCUCAGAAUAGUCCAUAGAAAGAAAAAUGAAAAUAAUGAUCCAGGAUUUAUUUGACAUGUCAGUAUGAAAUGUGCUGACUCGUGUUUACGUGUUUGUUUAUUGGAAUUCCUGCCGAAUGAAAAUCAGGAAGGCGUCUCAGUUCACAUUGAGCCAGGAAAGCGUUUCAUGUCGAACUGACUGAACUUUCUCAAAAUAGCAAGUAUUGGUUCAAUUAAUUAACACCAAAUAUAUUUGAUGAACUGCUGUGCAAUUUUUCUUGUUUUUUCUUGUCAGUACUGAAAUGUGUGUGUGUUUUAACUGUAAAGCCUUAAAUCAUUUCCCGGCAUGUGAUAGAUUUUCACUCUUCCCAGAUUUACACGAAAGAAAAAAACAAUCACCAUCAGCAUGAACACCAGAUGAAUAAACCAUGACUGUUUCUAUGAUGUGAAUUCAUUUAUGUGUCAGACGACCCUUCAACUCUUUUAUAGGUACUGAAAUUUUAAGUAUUGAAUGUUUUUUUUUUUUUACCAUGAACAACUUUUGUAAAUAACUGAAUGGGUAAAAGAAUGAAAAAAGAGAGUCUGGUGAGGUUUUAAAUUAUUUAUUUAUUAUUUGUAUCAUUUAAAAUGUUGAAAAUGUGUACGUGACGAAUGCAUUAGCUUUAAAAAUUUCAUGAUUAAAAACGUCUCUGGUAUCAAGAA
This is a messenger RNA of Megalobrama amblycephala (Wuchang bream), 7451 nucleotides long. RefSeq names its product retinoic acid-induced protein 2. Lineage: Eukaryota; Metazoa; Chordata; Actinopteri; Cypriniformes; Xenocyprididae. The record is from RefSeq and is a predicted model, not a curated record. Gene Ontology annotation, cellular component: nucleus. The transcript has 2 exons. The coding region runs from base 2858 to 4570 and encodes 570 amino acids. Gene Ontology annotation, biological process: animal organ development.